UGCUUCAGUGGUCCUCCGUAGAUCAUUUAAUCUUUUGGUUCAGAACUAAACCCACUCAACUCUGCCUACUACCAGGCUACUAGGUACCUAAUCUUAAGCAACCCGCAACCGCGAAACAAACAAAUGUCAAAAAUAAAUCAUCCUCUUUCCCCAAUUCUUUCUCAUCCUUCAAUUUCAAUUCAUACACUCGUUACUUCAAUCCAUUUCCAAUUCCAUUUACAUCAAUUCCCUUCUUUAUAAUCUUUUGUUUCAUAACUAAGUCUAACGCCAACUCUAACUCCAACUCGACUACUUUUUUUUAUUCCUUACUUUUAUUUAGGGAAGGGUACAAUGCAGGAAUAGGAGAGGGGUCGACCGCGAUUGAAGCGUCGUUCAGGGUUGCUCCAUCGCGUGUUGGAAGAAUACAAGAAGUGUCAGACAUUUAACAACUUAUUCUGCGAUUGGGACUGCGACUGGGACUGGAACUGCGACUUGCGACCGCGACACACGAUAUCGGGGGAUAUCCUAGUAUUAUGGCAACAUCAGACAGAUUGCCACGGACCACACUUGGGCUGGGACUACCGCUGGAGGCAUACAAUAAUUUUCAACAUGAUUCCCUUACAGUGCCACGCCAAUUCUCGGAUUCUGCGAGCAUCGGUUCAUCUGAGAAUGCUGCCAUGAAAGGCAAAAAAAGAGCUGGUUCUCAGCAUGCCAGUCGACCGAAAGCCCACUCGUCCUCGUCUCAUAAGACCUACAGUACGCAAAACACACAUUCGACAAGUGCCACACAAGCCCAAAAUCGCGCAGCUCAAAGAGAAGCUCGUUCACUUCCUGGUAAGUUAUUGGUCCACAGUCAAAUCCUCGACCUGCACUUACCUUUCAAAAGCUUGGAUAAGCUCGUAUGAAGACGACAAUGACCCAACACGGUCACCACCGAAAAGGGUUCCCACCCCUUCAAGAAUACAUCCAGUACAGCAUGAUUUUAUUCCAACUCAAUCAACACGAAGAAUUUCUCUCGAUGGAUAUGUUGAUUCCGAUGAUGAUACAUACAAUGCCAUAAGCGAUAAGAAAGUAGAGACAGGUUUCUUUGGUGGCUUGCGCGAACCGGUCAGAGGAAGGAAAUGGGAUCAUGCUAGAGAUGCGGAACCUGUUAUUGUAAGAUCUGGGGUACAAUCGAAUGCUGCCGUAUGGCGAAAUUUUGUCAAAGCAUCUGAGUAUGGUGCAUCGGAAGGAGAGGAACACACGCUGGUUGACCAUGACUUUUUAAACAAUCUAACCCCUGGCUACGAUAGACCAUGGUGCGGGGAUUUGGAGAAAGGAGAAGGUGAUGAUGACGAUAAUAUCACAUCUCUCAUAUACAACAAAAAAGAAACGGGAAACUUUUGUAAAACGCGUGCAGGUAGGUUCCACGCCCAAAACUUUGUCUUGGAUGAUCAGCUGACGUUACCUAGCAAACUAUUCUCAUGAAUCCUUAUGUUCCCCUUAUUUUUCGACUUAUUGUGCUUAUAACUUCUAUCAUCGCCUUGAGCAUCGCAGCCUCAGUUCAUCAUCUUUCGAAUAAAUAUUCAUAUUCUCAAAGUCCAUCUACAACUAUGGCAAUUGUUGUAGAUGUAAUUGCUAUCCCGUAUACUCUCUACAUGACUUGGGAUGAAUAUACAGGCAAACCUUUAGGCCUUCGGGCACCGAAAGCCAAGAUCCGACUCGUUCUUUUAGAUCUUUUUUUCAUUAUUCUUGAGGCUUCUAAUUUGACCCUAGCAUUUGAUGCGAUAUCAGACAGCAACGGAAGCUGCAAAGUCGGAAACACGGGGUAUAAUGGCGUGGUUUGCCAUAGAGCUAAGACGCUCUGUGCUAUAAUAAUGAUAGCAUUGAUUGCAUGGGGAAUGACUUUUGCAGUUAGCAUAUUCCGGUACGUUGCCUUGCUCGAAGACUUUUUUUACUUGUUGCUAAUGAUCUCAGACUUGUAGAAAGGGUGGGUGGUCGAGAAGAGGCUGAAUGAGUGUGUCUUCAGCCUCUAACUCCUCAGACAAUAUUAUUUCCUUUAGUAAAUCUGGGGCCAUAUAAGGCAAGGCGUUGGGUACAUGUCAGUCGUGUUGAAAAUUAAAAAAAAAAGCAAAAUUUGUACAUCUGAAACUGUUCAUAUGUCAGCGAACAUGGGGGUUGAAGCAACUUUGCUCACCCUACUUUCUCUCGUUUCAAACUCUAAUAUCCCAUUGCCAUUGGCAAUAGGGGCAGAUGAGAACGCCUUUUCCUUUGUUGUACCAUGAUCUAGAUUCAGAACAUGAAAAGAAAAUACCAAACGCCAAUCAGGAUGUUUUAAGCCAUCAAACGCCUAUCAUCUACUUUAUUCACAUACAAUUAUUUCAUCUAAUUAAAGUUUG
Messenger RNA from Sclerotinia trifoliorum, 2357 nucleotides. Lineage: Eukaryota; Fungi; Ascomycota; Leotiomycetes; Helotiales; Sclerotiniaceae. The record is from the annotation of a GenBank genome assembly.